GCUGAUUUGGUCAGUUGUAGAAAAUCAAUCAUACGCCACAUGCGCAGUGGCGGGCGUGGUGAGAAAUGUGCCAGGACUUUGACAGGCAACGAGUGGCAAGCAGAUGCCUCUUGAAAAGCGGUUGAAAUAAAUCGAGUAAAUAGUGAAUGUGCUAAAGCUGAAUUCAAUUCAAAGGUGUAACAACCAAAUCAGAUGGUAGUUGGUCAUAUAAGAAUGCCAAGUGGCUAAUUGCGCAGCCACUUGUGUGUGUUUUAUUUUGUUUAUCGAUUUGUGUAUAACGACGAACUUGCACCCUAUAUGUAAGUACCGCAGGCAAAACAACAGAGCAGCCCUCACGCCCAGCAAGUGGCCAAACUGGAAAAUAAUGCCAAGGUCCAAGAACCACAGGCAGUAAUUAAAAAGGCUUUGCCAGCGGAAAUCGUCGCGAAAACAAGAGUACAAUAUCAUGGAUGUUGGUGGCCAGGAAACCACCUAUGAGCCGCUGGACGGACGUGGUUCCGGGCGUUCGAGGAGCAGUCAUUCCACAACCGGUUCGGGACUGAGACGUCCAGGCAGCAUGGACAGCCCGGAGUUCGAUACCCGUGCACCCAAGGAUCAGAGGCACUCCGUCUACCUGGCUCUGCUGGCGGCGGGCAUUGGUUUCGUAUUGCCCUACAAUAGUUUCAUCAUAGCGGCGGACUACUGGCAGGCACGAUUCCCGGGUCGCCCGGUGGCCCUGGACAUGUCGAUGACGUACAUCUUCGUGGCCUUCGGCACCGUCCUGAUGAACAACAUAGUGCUAUCGGUGGCGCCGUUCCAGUCGCGGGUGCUCUUCGGUUACAUGAUAUCCUUCACCACACUGAUCUUCGUGGCGGUGUGCGAGGUGGCCUGGCACAUGUUCGCCUCCAAUACCGCAUAUCUGGUGAAUAUGUCAGCGGUGGCCCUGACCGCCAUCGGAUGCACCGUGCAGCAGUCCAGCUUCUAUGGAUUCGCCUCCAUGCUGCCCAAGCAGUACACGCAGGCGGUGAUGGCCGGCGAGAGUAUCGCCGGCUUUCUGGUGUCUUCCAAUCGAGUCGUUACCAAAUUGCUGAUCAACAACGAUCGCGUGUCCACGGUGAUCUUCUUUCUGACCUCAACGCUCUACAUACUCUUCAGCUACCUGUUGCACGUGGCCACCAUUAACUCGCCGUUUGUGCGGUUCCAUGUGGAGGCCUGCUCCAAGAUCGUUUUGCGGCCGGAUGAGCAGGAGAUUGAUGGGGUUCCAAGUAGUACUCGAUAUGGGGUGCUCUCGAUGGACGGAACCCACACCACGACCACUUCGGUGGGACCUCCGGGCACUGGAAACACGCUUAGUUUUAGCAAUCCCGUCUACGAGUUAUCCAAUCCGACUGCCGGCGAGAGCAGCAUUGAAGCCCUCGGACAGCUGCCCGAGCUUCCGGCCACGCCCCCCGCACAGGAGCCCACAACGCCCACGACGGUGGCCUUCAAGGUGGAACACGUCAUCACCCCACGUCGCUGCCGGCCCAGUAAGUUGGGUGACAUCCGCGAGGGAUUCGUGACCCGAUGGCGGGUGGCCCAGGUGAUCUACCCGCACAUGGUGUGCAUUGCCUUGGCUUACUGCGUGACCCUCUCGUUGUAUCCCGGAAUCGAGGUUGAAGUGCAAUCCUGUGCUCUGCGCUCCUGGAUGCCCGUGCUGCUGAUGUUCUGCUUCAACACGUCGGACGUGGUGGGCAAGAUCCUGGCCGCCAGUCCAUAUCCAUGGUCGCGCCGCCAGCUGAUCCUGCUGUCGGGACUAAGGAUUGUGCUGGUGCCGCUCCUGCUCCUCUGCUGUGCUCCGCGCCAGCGUCCCGUGAUCUCCGGCGAAACGGCGCCCUUUGUCUUCACCAUCGCCCUGGGCAUCACGAAUGGACUGGCGGGCAGUCUGCCCAUGAUGUUGGCACCGGCAAAGGUGCCGGGAACGCUCAAGGAGGUCACUGGCAACAUAAUGACCUUGUCGUAUAAUGUUGGUCUGACUGUGGGCUCUCUGAUUGGCUACGUAUUCGAGAGCAUGCUGGGACCGCAGCUGGUGAAUCCGUGUCCCACAUAUCCCUAUGUGCCCGCCUCGAUGCUGGAACAGUUCCAUGGUCACGGGCAUGGACAUGGCCAUCUACCGCAUCCUCUGCCGCUGACUAGCACCAGUACGAUGAGUCCACCAACCACUGGGGCCACCACGCUGGCACCACUUCUGCUCAACACCACGCUGGCUACCCUUAGUAGCUCCAGUUCCACCACCAGCACCGCCAGCCCGGCACUGGCCACCGUGAUCACCACCACAGCUCUGGCGCUCUACAGCACGGUGGCCAGCGGAAGCGCCGAGGUGAUCAACGCCACCAUAUCAUCGAUCCUGUCCACGGUCAGCAGCUCGGUGGGCGAUAUCAGCGACGAGAUGACCACAGAUCCUCAGACGCCCGACGCACUGCUCGAGAAUAUCUAAGCGAUUUUUGAACUUAUUAAGACUUGAAUAGAGUCCAUGCGACAUUCUACACAGCCAUAUCUACACUAACAUGAUUCCGUUUACUUCAAUUGCAAAUCUCGACAUUUAAAAAGAUUGCUCGAGAAGUUUUGGGUACGUUGAGAAAAGUGUGAAAAAUUUAGAAUUUGAAUAAUGGUUGUUGGAAAGAAAAUCAUUGUUUGCAUCCACACUUAUCAACUUCACUGUUCGCCUUUUCAUGUCUGCGAAGAAUAACUUUCACUAGUAACUAGACUAAAAACAUAUGUUUUCGCCGAAGAAUGGUUAAAAUCUCAACAAUCUUAAAAUGAUGAUCAAUUUUCUAGCUCAUUGAUGUGGCUAAUGAAAUACGUAAAAUGUCAUAUUUUCCGAAUAUAUAUUUAAAGCUCAAGAAAUAAACAAGUGAACGAUGAUUCCAGUUAAUAGCAAGCGCAAAUUCUAACUAUAGGCAAUACUACUCCUGUGUACUAACUACUAUAUAUCUAUAUCUAUAAACUGUAUAGGGUACUUGUGAUUUCGGUUUGAUUUCAGCUGUUCUAGGGCCUUAAGUCUAGAAACCAAAUAUUAAUCUUCGAAUACUCGUAUAUACUCAAAACAAGUGCUAUGGAUUUCAAAUUGCAAAACCUGUUGACUUAGAUCAUAUGCUUAGGGUGAAUGGAUGGAUGUGCGGGCGAAUAAUUGAAUAAUUGCCUGUUUAUUUUUGUAAGAGUGAGAAUUGAUAGUUGCAUAUGCAGAAAAUCAUAAUAAAAUUACAAAAUGAAACCACAUCUGCGGGGGAGUAAGAAGUAAUAUUUUAAUUUUUUGGUAAAUGAGUAUGUGCGUAAAAUGAAUGUCGGAUACCAUAAGUGUUGUAAGCAUUAUAAGCCAUCAAGUGCAAAAGCUGGUCUAAACAUUAUUUGCUCUCACUUUAAUUAAUUUGGCUAAAUUGAUAGGAAGGUUAUGAAAACCUUUGUGUACCAUUUAGAAAAAAAUAUAAAAAAGAAACA
Messenger RNA from Drosophila santomea, 3453 nucleotides. RefSeq names its product equilibrative nucleoside transporter 4 (gene Ent3). Bases 446 to 2452 code for a protein of 668 amino acids. Gene Ontology annotation, biological process: nucleoside transmembrane transport. NCBI's taxonomy places the organism in Eukaryota, Metazoa, Arthropoda, Insecta, Diptera, Drosophilidae. The transcript is spliced from 4 exons. Gene Ontology annotation, cellular component: plasma membrane. Gene Ontology annotation, molecular function: monoamine transmembrane transporter activity; nucleoside transmembrane transporter activity. The record is from RefSeq and is a predicted model, not a curated record.